This is a messenger RNA of Erigeron canadensis, 1650 nucleotides long. RefSeq names its product 2-methylpropanoate--CoA ligase CCL4-like. Bases 1 to 1650 code for a protein of 549 amino acids. The transcript has a single exon. The record is from RefSeq and is a predicted model, not a curated record. Lineage: Eukaryota; Viridiplantae; Streptophyta; Magnoliopsida; Asterales; Asteraceae.
AUGGAUGCAUUGAGGAAGCCUAAUUGUGCAAACUCAAGCCCUCUGACUCCUCUUGGAUUCCUUGAGAGAGCAGCAACCGUAUAUGCUGAAUCUCCUUCCAUCGUUUACAACGAUCUGACUUACACAUGGUCAGAUACAUUUCGUCGAUGUCUACAAUUAGCCUCAUCCAUCUCUCGUCUCGAGAUAGGAAAAGGUGACGUUGUUUCAGUACUUGCACCAAACAUCCCUGCCACUUAUGAGCUUCAUUUUGGAGUCACAAUGACUGGGGCCAUAAUCAACACUAUCAAUACCCGUUUAGAUGCUCGUGCUAUAUCAGUGAUCCUUUCUCACGGCGAAUCCAAGCUAGUCUUUGUUGACUACCAACUAACCCUUCUUAUUCAAGACGCAGUUUCUUUGCUCCCAGAUGGAUGUCCUCAUCCACUACUCGUACUUAUAAUAGACGAUGAACCUGCAUCACUAACUAUGGACCAUAACUUCAUUAAUACUUAUGAGUCUAUGGUGGAAGCUGGUGAUCCUGGGUUCAUUUGGGUCAGGCCCGAAAGUGACUGGGAUCCAUUAACAUUGAAUUAUACAUCUGGGACAACUUCGUCCCCAAAAGGUGUAGUCCUCUGCCACCGUGGGACAUUCAUUGUAGCUUGUGAUUCUCUCAUAGAAUGGUCUGUUCCAAAACAACCUGUUUACUUAUGGACACUGCCAAUGUUCCAUGUAAACGGUUGGAGCUUCGUCUGGGGUAUGGCUGCGGUUGGUGGCACAAACGUGUGUCUACGUAAAUUCAACGCAUCCAUUAUAUACACUGCCAUUCGUAACCACAGUGUAACUCACAUGUGUGGUGCCCCUGUUGUGCUCAACAUGUUAUCAAAAGGCAAGCCACUAAGCCAUACAGUCCACAUAAUGGCAGCUGGAUCGCCACCACCUGCACCUCUUCUGUUACGAGCAGAGUCUUUGGGAUUCGAUGUGACCCAUUCAUAUGGGUUGACCGAAACCGGAGGGCCUGUUCUUGCUUGUGCUUGGAAGAAAAAAUGGAAUCGGUUGCCAGCAAUAGAUAGAUCUAAACUGAAAGCAAGGCAAGGAGUUGGAACCAUUGGAAUGACUGCAGUGGAUGUUGUAGAUCCUAAGUCUGGAGUGAGUGUGGCCCGGGACGGAUUGACUAAGGGUGAGAUAGUGUUAAGAGGCCGGUGUAUAAUGUUGGGUUACUUAAAAGAUCCUGAAUCAACCGCAAAAUGUAUCAAAAACGGUUGGUUUUAUACUGGGGAUGUGGCCGUUAUGCACCCUGAUGGGUAUUUGGAAAUCAAGGAUAGAUCAAAAGAUGUGAUCAUAAGUGGUGGAGAGAAUAUUAGUAGUGUGGAGGUCGAGUCAGUGUUGUAUUUGCAUCCGGCAGUGAAUGAGGCUGCAGUUGUGGGACAACCUGAUGAGUAUUGGGGUGAAACGCCGUGUGCUUUCGUGAGUCUGAAAGAUGAUGAUAUUGGAAAACCGCUGCCAACAGCCGAGGAUAUUAGGAGGUUUUGUAAAGAUAAACUGUCGGGUUAUAUGAUGCCAAAAGCUGUUGUGUUUAUGAAGGAUCUCCCAAAGACUUCUACCGGUAAGAUCAAAAAGCAUGUUCUUAAAGAACUUGCCAAAAACAUGGGUUCUGCUAUAAAAAGUCGAAUCUAG